Chlorella variabilis is the source of this 2085-nucleotide messenger RNA. RefSeq lists its product as hypothetical. Gene Ontology annotation, molecular function: protein binding. The coding region runs from base 61 to 2085 and encodes 674 amino acids. The transcript is spliced from 26 exons. The record is from RefSeq and is a predicted model, not a curated record. NCBI's taxonomy places the organism in Eukaryota, Viridiplantae, Chlorophyta, Trebouxiophyceae, Chlorellales, Chlorellaceae.
CAAAACCGCUCAUUGCCUCGAAGUCAGUUUAUAUAUCGCUGCGGCGCACCAGGCUCUGCAAUGGGGCGGCGCAAAGCUGCCCUUCCCCUGCUGCUGCUCUUAGCUCUCGGGGUUGGGCAGGCACGAGGUUUCCCAUGGGAGAGCGACGGGGUGGCGCUGCUGGCUCAGAAGCAGGCCAUCUCCAACUGGCCCGACUUUGCCGCCGCCAAUGGCAUCACUGGGUGGCAGGACCUGGCCACCGUGUGCUGGGAGUGGACAGGAGUCAACUGCACAGAUGACCGGGUCACCUCGUUGACGCUGCGCUGUCGCGGGGCCGACGGCUGCAGCACCACGGCUGUUGGGGCGCUGUCCCCUGACCUCAGCAACAUAACGAUGCUGCAAACCCUGAUGCUCAACAACCUGUCGCUCACAGGCACCCUGCCCAAUACAUGGGGGGAUCCCAAUGUGUUCAGGCAGCUGACUACCCUGGCGGUCAACUAUACAAACAUUGCUGGCGCGCUGCCUGCCAGCUGGGCCAAUCCGAUGGCCUUCCCAAAGCUGUCGUAUCUGGAUCUGGGCAACAACCAAUUCACUGGUGGCCUGCCAGAGUCCUGGGGAAGCUUCACUGCUUUCAAGCGUCUGGCUAGGCUGUUUCUGGACAACAAUGCCUUGAGCGGCACCCUGCCCGCUGACUGGGGGACCAAAACGCUGAUGAAUUUGAACACCCUGGUCUUGAGCGACAACCGAUUUGUAGGCACUCUGCCUGCCACCUGGUGCGGGCCCGGCAUUUUUUCCCAGUUAGCAACCUUGCACCUGGGGCAGAACAACCUCACGGGCACCCUGCCAGGAGCGUGUGCGCAGCUGGGCGCACUGAACAAUCUGUCCAACCUGGGCGUAUCUAAAAACGAUCUGACAGGGUCGCUGCCACCUGAGUGGGGCCAAACUCCGGGGUUCUUGGCCUAUCUCACCAAACUGGACGUGGGUGGAAACAAGUUGAAGGGGACGUUGCCUGCCCAGUGGGGUUCUGAAGGGGCCUUCCCAGCGCUCGCCAUCCUGAGUGCGGAGGGCAACCAACUGACUGGCACACUGCCGCCCGAGUGGGGUGACGUCAGCACUAGUGCAAUGAAGAACCUGACUGAGUUGAACCUUAGUGGAAACAACCUAACAGGCACCAUCCCUGCGAGCUGGGGGACCCCAGGCGCACUGAAUCUGACGUCUGGGGAGCUGGACUUGGAUGACACCCUGCUGUGCGGCCCUGUGCCUGCUGACUUGCAGCCAACUGUGUGCACGGGCAACAGCAACCCAUGCAGCUCUGAAGGCUCGCUGGGGGAAUGCCCCCCGGCGGCGGCCCCAGCUCCGGCUGCUGCCGAGGAGGCAUCCUCCUCUUCCAGCGUGCCCAUCGGCGCCAUCGUGGGGGGCGUCGCGGGCGGCCUGGCGCUGUGCCUGCUCGCCUUCCUGGCGCUGCGCCCUGGCAAGGGCUGGCUGCGGCGGAGGAAGGUCAAGGGCCAGCAGCCUGGCGACGGCAAGGUGGAUUCCCUUAUGGGCUCCAACCCAGCAGAGGCCAACAUAGAUUCAUUCGUAACCAUCUCAACGGAUGGCAAGGUUGGCAGCAGCCAGUACGCCAGCAGCCCUCCUUCCAGCGCCAUCGGACCGCCGCUGCUGCCAUCCUCGGCUCCCCCGGGCCCCUCCACGCUGACCGGGGCGGGAGCCGCAUCUGCCAAGGGCGGGGUAUAUCCCCCUCUCCUCCCCUCCACCACACCGCCACCUGGCGGCUGGGCCCCUGCCAACGCCGGCGGCGGCCCUUCAGGCAGCCAAUCCAUCAGCCUGCACUCCGCAGACACCGACCCCUUGCUGAGCUACAUUGCAUCCAGCCUGGCUUCCAUCCAGCAGCAUCAUGUGGCCUCGACAGCUGGCGCCACGGCCAACACCUCCCGCACUUCCCGCGAGUCACAGGAUCCCUCCCACCCUGCCGGCGGCGGCAGCCGGCACCUCCCAGAUGAGAUGCAACAGUGGGAGGUGACGUGGGACGACAUCAAGCUGCUGCACCCCAUCGGGAGAGGCUCCUUUGGCUGGGUGAGCGACUGCUGUGUGCGAGCCAGCCGCUGA